UUCAUUUAGUAUAAAUUUUCCGACAGCACAUUUCAGUAUUUCUAUUUAAUUUCCAUUACAAAAUUUAUCAAAAAUGGCGCAAAAUUUUCUGUACAUGUUCGAAUUUGUGGUCGAUGACCUAUUAAUAACGCGACCGAACUGUUGCGCUCCAGAGGAGUACCCAACAUGUUGCGAAAUUUCAUUUCGGUCUAGCGUUUUCGUUAACAUUUGUGAUCGCGAAUUUGGUCAAUGCGUAGAUAUGUGUGCACCAAAACUUGGUAAAUGUUGUCUAUUUUCUUUGGAAUCUCCCGUUACUGACAAGGAUCGACUAUUAAUCCAUAUAUAUAAGAAAAAGACAGAGAAAUGCAAAUUUUUAAUUGGUGCAACAGAUUUGGCAAUAAAGACGCUCUUCGAUAAGGUUACUGAGAAUUUCAAUAUUGAUAACCCGAAUUGGGAAGAGUCGCUAAAACAUACAGAGCCAAUGCCAGAUUUCAAAAAAGGCAAAGGAAAUGAUGGAGGAGAGGAAAACGGUGGUGGUGGUAAACCUCGAAGUUCUAAUGUUGUUGAUAAUGAUUGUGAAGAUGAAGAUAUGGGUAGACGUGAACAAUUUUGUCCGGCCUCGGAACUUACAAAACGCUUGUUACCACUUUUUAAUAUGAAAGGUGCACAAACAGGAAAUAUUGUUUUGAUAAUGCGUUUGGUAUGUAACGGUCCCGCAAUUGUAUCCAGUUUUCCUUUCUCUCGAUUUUGCUCUAAACCAUGCGAUCCAUGUAAGAAACCACCGAAGAGUGCUAAAAACUGCAAAGAACCACCACCAAAUCCCCUUGAUGCAAUAUGUAAGAAGCCUGAGAAAAAAGCACCACCAGUUCGCAGAUAUUUUGGUUGUAAUGCUGAAAAAGGUUGUCCAUUUGACGAGUGUGAAGACUAUUGCGAUCGUGGUGAAAUAGAGUGUCCGAAACCAUGUACUCCUAAAAAACAGAAAGCAGCUCCCUGUAAUGUGCCAAGUAGUUCUUCAGGAUGCUCUGACCAAUGCCCACAAGCUUGUCCACAACAACGACCAAAAGGUCGCCAAACAUCUUGUUGCCCAGAGGAAGAUACUCAAGCAUGCACUUGCUGCUGUACCUGUGAUGAGUGCUUAGAUGAGUGUGAAGCAGGAGGAGAAGAGGAGGAAAGUAGUGAGUCUGAUCCGUGCUUACCAAAGCCGAAAUGUCCAAAACCAAAGCCUAAGCCUAAAUGUACAUGUAUAAAACCGUGCUUUAUAAAUCCUACUAAGCCAGAUCCCGGUCCUGAAGCAUAUGAUGAAUUUGAAGCUUGUCUUAACGGCAGUGGUCUUACCAUUCGUGUACUCAAGGACACACAUCAGGUUGAAAGUGUAAAUGAUGGUGAGGAUGAAGGGUUAGAUGAUAGUGGUAGUGAAUGUGAUAAACCAAAGAGUUCAAGUAAUUGUGAUCUAAACCAACUUUUACAAAAAAGUUCAUUUGCAAGAAAAUAUGUUAAGCGUCGUACUGGCGGAUUCAUUCAUAACAACCCGAAAAUUCCAAAAAUUCGUGCCAAUAUACGUUAUGCUGGUGAUGAUUUCUGUUGUCCUGGUGAUUAUCAUGUACCCUGCACAAAAAUAAAGGAAAUUUGUGACAAUCGUGACAAUAAAGUUGAACAAUAUCGUAAAAAUACUGGUGAUAAUUGUCCAACAAUACCAGCACUUAAACCAACCGAUACACGCAAUUGUUGUUUACAAGUAAAUCCACAGGAAAUACAAAAAACAUUAAAGGGUAUAAACUAUGAUGUCAAUAAAAAAGGAAUUGAGGUUUGUUACAAGACAUGCGAAGAUACCGAUAGUGAUGUUUUCUUAGUCAAACUUGGUAGUAAGCAAAAAAGUCGUAAUAAAAAGAAUACCAUUGAAAUUGAAUUGAAGACUCCAAAGCAACCAUUUGUAAUGCCCGUUCGUACCGUCACAACAGAGACUCAAAUACGUGAAGCUGAACUCGAUGCCGAAUUAAAGGGAGUUUGUGGUAAGAAGAAGAAGGGAAAGAAGGGCAAGAAGAAGAAGAAGAAGUAAACGAUAAUAUUUGUAAAAUUCUUGGUUGUUGCUC
This is a messenger RNA of Teleopsis dalmanni, 2069 nucleotides long. RefSeq lists its product as uncharacterized. The record is from RefSeq and is a predicted model, not a curated record. The transcript has 7 exons. NCBI's taxonomy places the organism in Eukaryota, Metazoa, Arthropoda, Insecta, Diptera, Diopsidae. The coding region runs from base 74 to 2035 and encodes 653 amino acids.